AACCACGCACUUAGCACCCGAAGAAGUCAUCGCACCGAACCGAAUCGAUUUCCGAUACGGUCAAGUGCUUCCGAACCUGCCCAGCAAUGGGCAAUGGGUAUAGUGUAGUGUUGUGGCUGUGUGUGGUAUGGUUCGCGCAAACAAAUCCUCCGUCCAUCGACCAUAGCCGCGCGCGCUGAUUUACACCUGGUAAAUAACAAGUGCUACCGACUAGGCAUGGUAGGUAUGGUUGGUUACUCAAGAGGCAUGAAAUACUUCAGCAGGCUCCUCCAACCAACGCCCGCCCAAAGAAACGCAAACCUGGGUCUGCGUCUCUAGGUGCGCUCUGCCUAAACAACAGUCGAUUUCGGGAAGUCUUGAAGAGCGUGCAAAACUGUUCAUCGCGGUACGCUUAGGCAGAUCAGUUGGGAUUAAUUAGAGAUUUUCUCUCUUUCUCGUGCGGGCAGGCAGGUGAACGAUGGCUCAUUAGUGUUGUGCGGUGCUUUGGGCACUAAAGUCCGUUUUACUCAAUCACUCUAAAGUCGUUCGAAUGCUUAAUCACGGAAAAGGUGCCUAAUAAUCGAAACCAACGCAUCGCUAGUUAUCGAAUACUCGCGCGCGCGCGCCCUGAUGGUGUUGUUUUGCAAACACGUCCGUUGAAGACUUCGGCGCGGAGAGUGGCGCGAAACGCGAACCCAAUCGAAGAAAUUUCAUUUCGGUUUGCUCAGUUCGACCGAUGGUCUGUAAUCGAUAGGGAGUACGGUUUAGUACAGUGUGAAUCGGGGUUCCAAGGCUGUGCAGUUCACAAACUGGUGAUAAUUUGGUCAGAUCCGGGAGUGGUUGAUGUUCUAAUUGAGUGAAGAAAAGUGAAAAAGUCAGAUUGCAUAAAUGAGUGAUCUAAGAAUCGGAAAUGUACAGAAGAGUUAGUGCUACCACGAUUGGUCCGGGCAGUCCUGCCGAUACCGAUGACAUCGAGUUUGACCCGCACGGAGCGACGGAUGGACGGGUCAUCAACGAAGAUAUCAUCCGCGGAGCUACUGGGAACCGGAGUACUCGAGAUGGGAACUAUGUCAGCUACAAGAGCCACUACUAUUGUCGGGUGGCCAACGACGACGAUGAAGAUGAAUAUCUAAUUCAACGCACCGUACAGGAGACCAAAGGAUGGGACGUCUUCCGGGAUCCUCCGAUCAAGGAGGACACCGGGUCGAUGGCCGAUCAGGCCUGCCUGGAGCUGACCAUAAAAAUCCUGAAAAUCUUCGCGUACCUGCUGACAUUCGUCAUCGUCCUUACAGGCGGUGUCGUAGCCAAAGGCUGUGUCCUAUUCAUGUCCUCGCAGCUGAAGCGGGAUCGUAAGAUCACCUACUGUAACCGAGACCUGGCUCGUGAUAAGCAAUUUGUGGCCACCCUACCGGAGGAAGAGCGGAUAGCGUGGAUGUGGGCGCUGAUGAUCGCGUUCGCCGUGCCGGAGAUCGGAGCGUUCAUUCGGUCGACCCGUAUCUGUUUCUUCAAAUCGAUGAAGAAACCAUUCAAGUCGCACUUUUUGCUCGUGUUCCUAAUGGAGUCGUUCCACACGAUCGGUUUGGUGUUGCUCUUCUUCGUGGUCCUCCCGGAAGUCGACUCGGUGAAAGGCGCCAUGCUGACCAACUGCCUCUGUGUGAUACCGGGUUUGCUCGGAAUGUUUUCGCGAACGAACAAAGAAGGAAAACGUGCCGUGAAGAGUAUCGUGGAUUUGGCAGCUAUUGCAGCGCAAAUUACAGGUUUCGUGGUGUGGCCACUGCUGGAGAAUAGGCCAGUUCUAUGGUUGAUUCCCGUGUCGGCCUUGUUGACGUCCUGCGGAUGGUGGGAGAAUUAUGUUUCGCCGCAGAGUCCUUUCGGAUUCGUCCGAGCGAUGGGUCGCGUGAAGGAGGAUCUCAAACAGACUCGCUAUUUUACGUACAUGUUUUUAUCGUUGUGGAAGAUCAUUCUGUUCUUCUGCAUCGUGUUAGUGAUCAUGUUCUUCAACGGAGAUGAAGUUGCCAACCUAUUCUCAUUAUUCGGAGUUGGGUUUGGACCGCACAAGAUUGUGGUAGAGGAAGUUGCAACGGCCUUCAGCUCGGCACUUCCUGAUCUUGUUGAAGCGUCGCAAGCUGGUGAUACCGUAGAUAUAGAUGCUUCCUACAAUACCGUCACAUAUGUUCUGAUCAUUCAGAUUUUGGGCGCUUACUUGUGCUAUGUUUUCGGCAAGUUUGCUUGUAAGAUUCUGAUUCAAGGCUUCAGCUAUGCUUUCCCAGUGAAUCUAACCAUUCCGGUAGCAAUCUCACUUCUGAUUGCCGCUUGUGGUAUUCGAAAUGACGAUCCCUGCUUUUUCCACGGAUCAAUACCAGAUUACUUGUUCUUCGAAAGUCCUCCGGUAUUCCGACUGAGUGAUUUCGCAUCACGUCAAAUGGCAUGGGCCUGGUUACUUUGGCUUCUGUCACAAACCUGGAUCACACUGCACAUCUGGACCCCCAAGUGCGAGCGUUUGGCCAAUACGGAAAAGCUCUUCGUUACUCCCAUGUACAAUGCCCUGCUGAUCGACCAAUCGAUGGCGCUGAACAGAAGACGCGACGAUCAGGCAGACGUUAAGACCGAAGACUUGGCCGAAAUCGAGAAGGAAAAAGGAGACGAAUACUACGAAACCAUCUCGGUUCAUACGGAUGGUUCGGCAAUGCCCCGUCCAAGCGUAAAAUCGUCCGAUCACAUCACUAGAAUCUACGCCUGCGCAACUCUGUGGCACGAAACUAAGGAGGAGAUGAUCGUGUUCUUGAAGUCGAUCAUGCGAAUGGAUGAAGAUCAAUGCGCCAGACGAGUGGCUCAGAAGUAUCUGCGUAUCGUUGAUCCGGAUUACUACGAGUUUGAAACUCACAUUUUCUUCGAUGAUGCUUUUGAAAUCUCCGAUCACAGCGAUGAUGAUAUCCAGUGCAAUAGGUUCGUAAAAAUCUUGAUCGAUACGAUCGACGAAGCCGCUUCCGAGGUUCAUCAAACGAACAUCCGACUGAGACCACCGAAGAAGUAUCCGACGCCCUACGGAGGUCGUCUGGUUUGGACGCUGCCCGGAAAGACGAAGCUGAUUGCCCACCUCAAGGACAAGGAUCGUAUUCGACAUCGUAAGCGUUGGUCGCAGGUCAUGUACAUGUACUAUCUGCUCGGACACCGGCUGAUGGAACUACCGAUCUCAGUUGAUCGUAAGGACGUAAUGGCUGAAAACACUUAUCUACUAACACUGGACGGGGAUAUCGAUUUCAACCCGAGUGCCGUCACUCUGCUGGUAGAUUUGAUGAAAAAGAACAAGAACCUGGGCGCUGCUUGCGGUCGUAUUCACCCGAUUGGAUCCGGUCCGAUGGUGUGGUAUCAGAAGUUCGAAUACGCUAUUGGUCAUUGGCUGCAGAAGGCUACCGAACAUAUGAUCGGAUGUGUACUUUGUAGUCCUGGAUGUUUCUCGCUUUUCAGAGGCAAAGGUCUCAUGGACGACAACGUUAUGCGUAAGUAUACCACUCGUUCGGACGAAGCCCGUCACUACGUACAGUACGAUCAGGGAGAAGAUCGUUGGUUGUGUACACUGCUGCUACAAAGAGGUUAUCGUGUCGAAUACUCCGCUGCCUCCGAUGCCUACACUCACUGUCCGGAAGGUUUCAACGAGUUCUACAACCAGCGUCGUCGCUGGGUUCCGUCCACCAUUGCCAACAUUAUGGAUCUGCUGAUGGAUUAUAAGCGUACGAUCAAGAUCAACGACAACAUCUCGCUGCUGUACAUCUUCUACCAGAUGAUGUUGAUGGGUGGUACCAUUCUGGGCCCGGGAACGAUUUUCCUUAUGUUGGUGGGAGCUUUCGUCGCCGCAUUCAAGAUUGACAAUUGGACUUCGUUCUACUAUAAUAUCAUUCCUAUAUUACUGUUCAUGUUGGUAUGCUUUACCUGCAAAUCGAACAUCCAACUACUGCUAGCACAGAUAUUAUCAACGGUAUAUGCACUGAUUAUGAUGGCGGUAAUCGUCGGUACAGCAUUGCAGUUAGGCGAGGACGGAAUCGGAAGUCCUUCGGCUAUAUUCUUGAUAGCAAUGACAGGGUCAUUCUUUAUAGCAGCGUGUCUCCAUCCGCAAGAGUUUUGGUGCAUAGCAUCAGGUUUGAUCUACUUGCUCUCGAUUCCAUCUAUGUACUUGCUGUUGAUCUUGUACUCGAUCAUCAACUUGAACGUUGUCUCAUGGGGUACCCGUGAAGUUGUGGCCAAGAAGACAAAGAAGGAACUCGAGCAAGAGAAGAAGGAUGCUGAGGAAGCAGCGAAGCGCGCUAAGCAAAAAUCGCUGCUUGGAUUCCUUCAGGGAGGAGCAGGAUCUAAUGCAGAUGAGGAAGGUUCGAUUGAAGUCUCCAUCGCUGGAUUGUUCCGUUGUUUGUUGUGUACGCACGGAAAGACCACCGAUGAAAAAGCUCAACUGGUCCACAUUGGAGACGCGCUGGAUUCCAUCACCAAAAAGAUCGAAAAUCUGGAAAAGCACAUUGAUCCUCAUGGACAUCAUACUCGCAAACGAACGGCAUCGGCUGGCUCGCGCGAUCAUCAUUUGGGCUCAGUUGCUGAGGAUAGUGAAGAAGAGGACGAGCAAUCGGAUUCGGAGACUUCAACGCUGCAGAGAAACGAACGCGACUUCUUGACGAACCCCUACUGGAUCGAGGAUCCCGACUUGAAGAAGGGUGAAGUGGACUUCAUCUCCAGCACGGAAAUUCAGUUCUGGAAGGACUUGAUCGACCAAUAUCUUUACCCCAUCGAUCAGAACAAAGAAGAACAGGCACGUAUUGCACAUGAUCUGAAGGAGCUGCGUGAUUCGUCCGUUUUCGGAUUCAUCAUGAUCAACGCUCUCUUCGUACUGAUCGUGUUCUUACUACAGUUGAACAAGGACAACAUCCACGUCAAGUGGCCGCUGGGUGUCAAGACCAACAUUACUUAUGACGAAGCCACACAAGAGGUGCACAUCUCGAAAGAGUACCUCCAGCUGGAACCGAUCGGUCUGGUGUUUGUGUUCUUCUUCGCGUUGAUUCUGAUCAUCCAGUUCACGGCCAUGUUGUUCCAUCGCUUCGGAACCUUGUCGCAUAUCUUGGCCUCAACCGAGCUCAACUGGGGCUGUAACAAGAAACCGGAGGAGCUCUCGCAGGAUGCUCUGAUAGAUAAGCACGCGGUGGAGAUCGUCAAGAAUCUCCAGAGGUUGCAAGGUAUCGACGGGGACUACGACAAUGAUUCCGGCAGCGGGCCGGACCGGAUAGCACGCCGUAGAACGAUCCAGAAUCUGGAGAAGGCACGUCAACCCAGGAGGCAGAUUGGCACACUGGAUGUGGCCUUCAAGAAGCGUUUCCUGAAGCUGACGGCCGAUGAGAACAACACUGGAACGCCGAUCCUGACCCGCAGGAUGACGAUGCGCCGCGAGACGAUACGUGCCCUGGAGGUGCGCAAGAACUCGGUCAUGGCCGAGCGGCGCAAGUCCCAGAUGCAAACGCUGGGAGCGAACAACGAGUACGGAAUCACUGGAGUGAACAACUCGAACAACAACGCUCCUCAACGUCCGCUUCGAACAUCCAACGCCGGUGUCAGCGUUAAGGACAUCUUCAACGUGAACGGUGGCCCGGGCGGUGACAUCUACGGCGUGACCGGACAGGUCAACCAAGCCUACGAACCGGUCAUCGAAGACGACGACCGCAAUUCGCUCAGACUGCAGCCGCGCAACCAAGUGACGUGGAGCAAUAGCAACGGACGACUGUGACAAAACCGGAGUACAUCCAUGAGCAUGUUACCCCUGGCCCCCGGCCCUCCGCUUCAGGAGGAAUGUGAUGUCCUAAAUCUUGAUUGAACGUCAAACGUGUUCUAGCAAUAAGGAAUUCAAAGUGAACGUGAUUGUGAAGCAAGCUCGAUGGAAGAGACAACAACUGAUAAUUUAUAGCACAAUUAGUAUGUAUCUAUUGCUAAAACUUGAACGAUGAUGCAAACAGAUAACUGCCGACAUUUUAUGUUUUUCGAGAACUAGGUUUAACAAUCGUACUGUAGUUUUGGAACCCUAUACACAACCAAUCAACCGAAAAACUGCCAACUGAUACAUAGGUAUACUCAAGGUUUUGCACCCUGACAAAGCAAGAAACUCAUCGCGAAAAGAAAUACUCAAUAUAGGUUUUAUAAAUUUAGCAAUACUAUGACGAAGUAAGAACAAUCCAUGCAAAAAAAAGUUGUUUUGGUUAUGAAGCGUAAGAAAAAUGUUCAUACGCUGCAAAAUUGAUUUCGAAAUGCCUAUUGCAUAUUUAUUUUUAGAGAAUAAAAUCAAAUUUUAGGCCUCCUUCUUUCUGACGAACAAGUUGACAAACACUAAAUUCAAUCUCCGGUUUAUGUAAAUACGCCUCGGAACUAAUUUCUCACUUUUUGUAUGAUCUUUUAUAAUCUUUGUUUUAUAUGACCUACCCUUUUUUGUCAAUUAUUAGUUCAAUUUUGUUUUGUCUGUGCGAGAUGCACUGUGUAAAUCCUAAACUACGAAAGAAGUAAAAUAAAAUCGAUAGACUUUAAUAUACAGUUUUAUAUAAAUUUAUGGCUGAAGUUGUU
This is a messenger RNA of Aedes albopictus (Asian tiger mosquito), 6564 nucleotides long. RefSeq names its product chitin synthase chs-2 (gene kkv). Lineage: Eukaryota; Metazoa; Arthropoda; Insecta; Diptera; Culicidae. The transcript is spliced from 9 exons. The coding region runs from base 890 to 5740 and encodes 1616 amino acids. The record is from RefSeq and is a predicted model, not a curated record. Gene Ontology annotation, molecular function: chitin synthase activity. Gene Ontology annotation, cellular component: cell septum; cell periphery.